UCAAAUAUAACUGAGGCCCCAACCCGCCCCGUGGAUGGGGGAUUAGUCAUCAUGCAGGUGCUGCCUGGUCUUAUCUAAUCUAUUCCUCCGUCUGUCGACUUGAACAUUGAGUAUACGCAAUCUUUGCUCGCAUUUCUACCUCAUUUGUCAAUCCAAUGAGAUCGUCUCACAAAAUAGUAACAAUUAAAUAAUUAUAAUACGUAAAUUAAAAUGCAUUAGACACAAACGAAACUGAAAUAAGCCAUGUCAAAUUUAUGGAGUAAAUGUGUGAUCAAGUUUUUCAAAUACGCUCCCAGCUAUGUGGUGUGCUUGUGCUUUCUUCCCGCCGGAUUCAUCUUUGGCUACACGAUCUGCGCCUUCAUUGCCGAACGCAAACAUGACGGAAAUCUCAUCGAUUAUGGACCUUUGAUUUUGGGCGCUUGUUUGGCUUUCGUCAGUGCUUUGUGCUUUUUCCUGAUCAAAUAUCUGAAGAAAUGCAUCAUCUACUGGCAGCCACUGCUUCUCAUAGCGACUGGAGUUUUCAAUUUGAUUGCAAGUUGCUUCUACUUUGCCGAUGGAUUUGAUCACGUGGGUGCCUAUAUGUCGUAUGUGGCACACAGUCUGACAUUUGUGGCCGGAUAUGGAUUCCUGCACACGAUCAGCUCGAAAGUAAGCCGAUCCCUGAUGAUUUCCGGCUGUUGUAGCUGCUAUCUGGGGGGCAUCUCAUCGGCUGUGAGCCUGAUCGGAGCCUCGUACGUGAAGAAUCUGAAUGAAUAUGCGGGACAAGCGGCGACAACGGAGCAACUGAUCGAUGGCAUCUAUGUGAACUUUGCAGCCACAUAUUUAUCGAUAUCGGCCGUCAUGUUGGCUGUACUCAUUGGCCUGAAAGUGUUGCAUGUGCUCGGCACAGUUGACAUGACCAAUAGUCUGGAUAAUGAUCUGAGAAUUGCCAAUGCCAAUGGCAGCAUCUUUGAGCCAAGAGCGGAGGUCAUCAAAAAGUUGCAGUUCUUUUAUGUGACCAAGAAUCAACAAUGGCAUGUGACCUUGUUGCUUCUCUUCACCGAGGCUGUGCAAUAUGCAUUGUUCAUCUAUUUGGUGUUUUGGUUUGCCUUGAAUGAUGCAAUGCGCUUGCAUGAUUUGGCCCACAUUGAUGCCAUGUUUUGGGUCAUCUUUGCCGGCAGCGUGUUGGCCAUCAUUUGCCUAUGUUUCUACUCGGCCAAGGUGCAAUUUGUUAGCACACAGUUGUUGUUGCUGCUGAUCACGGUGCUGGGCAUGAUCAUUUAUGGCACAACCGGUUCCAAGGUGACAUUCUGGUUUCUCCUACUGCUCUUUGGCAUGUCGUACUCCAGCCAACAGAUUGUGCUCCUGGAGGUCACACAUCUUCGCUUCACCGAGUGCAUCAUCUUUGCCUCCUACACUAUGAAGUUGAUCAGCGUCAGUGUGGUUUAUUAUUACUUUGUGGCGAAUGUGGAGAACUCGUAUUUCUAUUCGGUGGAUGAGAACACACUGAUGGCCCAAGGAUUCGUUUUUAUGAUAAUCACAGCUCUGGUUGCCCUCGUGGUGGGCAUGAAGGUGCCGAGAACGCAUCGCACCAAGUUGCAGGAUAUACAGUGUGAGGUGUAUGGCAUUAUCUUCAUGAAGCAUCAGAUUGAACAGUUGAAUGUGCGUUGGCUAAAUGAUGGCACCAUACCGACCAUUAGCCAAUGAUGCACUGCAUCAAUAAGCAUUGUUGUUGUUGUAUUGAUUAUUUUAUGUAUACGUAUAUUAAAGUUAGUUAUUUGUUAACGUUUAAUGCAAA
Molecule: messenger RNA, 1777 nt
Organism: Drosophila innubila
Lineage: Eukaryota; Metazoa; Arthropoda; Insecta; Diptera; Drosophilidae
Exons: 3
Coding region: 244-1686 (480 amino acids)
Source: RefSeq, a predicted model, not a curated record